This is a messenger RNA of Caenorhabditis sp. 36 PRJEB53466, 730 nucleotides long. NCBI's taxonomy places the organism in Eukaryota, Metazoa, Nematoda, Chromadorea, Rhabditida, Rhabditidae. The record is from the annotation of a GenBank genome assembly.
AUGGCCUCUUCAAGCGAAAACAAGGAAGCGCCGAUGGAAGUCGAAGAAACGUCGAGCCAGGCAGUCAAGAAGCGCUUCGAGGUUAGUUUCUCUCUUAAAUUUAUGCUUUUUUAUUGGAAGAUUCAAUUUUCAGGUCAAGAAGUGGAGUGCCGUCGCUUUGUGGGCCUGGGAUAUACAGGUGGACAACUGCGCCAUCUGCCGCAACCACAUCAUGGACCUGUGUAUCGAGUGCCAAGCAAAUCAGGCGUCCGGGCUCAAAGAAGACUGCAAUGUAGCCUGGGGCAACUGUAAUCACGCGUUCCACUUUCACUGCAUCUCGCGCUGGCUCAAGACGCGUCAGGUAAACGAGUUUCCAUUUCAAUGGAAAUAUAAGCAUUUUUGCAGGUGUGCCCACUAGACAACCGCGAGUGGGAGUUCCAAAAGUACGGACAUUAAGCGAUUCUCACUCCCGACGGCUAUCCUCUUCCCAAAAUGCGCUCCUUCGAAUUCAAUCCAAUCCACAUUUUAUACACUGUUCAUGGCUUCCCCCCACAUGUUUAUUUCAACCCUCACUCGUAAAAGUAAUCUCCCAUCACUCUUUUCGCAUUCUUCUUCGUCUUCGGCCAACUAAAUAUAAAUCAUGAACUGUGUGUUUAGGCUGUUUAGGUUCAGGUUGCGGCACCGCAACCAUUCGGAAGCUCCAGCCGUCGCCGCCGCCGCCGCCGCAACAGAGGGAUGGACUCUCGCGUAA